GUAGUGGGAGUGACGUGCGAGCGAGAAAAUGCACGUGAUAAUAUACUUAUGUCUCACUUCCUCCUUAACUAGCAACGCCAUAUAAUUCACAGCAGUGUUUUUGGGAACUUUUAAAGUUUUUAUACUCAUUCUCCGGAUUAAUUGAGUCAGUUCGGCCUGAGUUGCGCCACGAUCAGGAUCAACAUUCUCUAGUCUUCAGACUCCAAGUCAGAUCUCUCUGUGAAGAUUUUUCCUGCCAAAUUCCCACGAGUUCUCUUUGAGCCUCCAAAGAUGCAGUCAUACCCAGAAUUCGACGAGAGGGAAUUCAAUCAAAUCCUGCAGAAGUGCAGAGAUAAAUCCCACCAGGAGCAGCAGGAUCAGAUUCUCCUGCAGCCGUACAAUUACAUCCAUCAGAUUCCCGGAAAGAAUGUACGCGGGAAGCUUGCGUUGGCCUUUAAUCAGUGGCUCAACAUUCCCACGGAGAAGAUGCACGAGAUUGGGAAUAUUGUCCACAUGCUCCACAAUUCGAGUCUUCUGCUAGAUGAUAUUGAGGACAACUCCAUCCUCCGCAGAGGUGUCCCCGUGGCACAUGCAAUCUACGGCGAAGCAUGCACCAUUAAUGCUGCCAACUAUGCCAUGUUCAUUGCCCUGGAGAAAAUUCAGAUGCUGGGGCAUCCAGAAGCAACGCGCGUGUACACGGAGCAGCUUCUGGAGCUGCACCGUGGGCAGGGAAUGGAGAUUUUCUGGCGUGAUAACUUCCACUGCCCCACGGAGAGUGACUACAAGCAGAUGACCAUCCGCAAAACGGGUGGACUCUUCAUGCUGGCCAUUCGUCUCAUGCAGCUCUUCAGUACCAAUAAGACUGACUUCACGAAGCUCACCGCCCUCCUGGGGCUCUACUUCCAAAUUCGCGAUGAUUACUGCAACCUCAUGGCGGAGGACUAUGCAGACAAUAAGAGCUACUGCGAAGAUCUCACCGAGGGCAAGUACAGCUUCCCCAUUAUUCACGCCAUUCAGCAAGAGGGUGAAGAUCGUCAAGUUUUCCAAAUUCUGCGGCAGAGAACAACAAACAACGAAGUGAAGCGAUACUGUGUGAGCAUCAUGGAGAAAUUGGGCAGUUUCAGCUACACACGCAGCGUCCUUGAGUCCUUGGACAGAGAGGCACGUAUUGAGACAAUGCGGCUGGGGAAUAAUCCCAUCAUGGAAGGUCUCCUCAAUGAGCUCAAGACAUGGAAGUGAGAAAGUUGCCGCAAGUUUUAAAAGAAAUUUUUAUUCUUAGUUCUUUUUCUCGAAUAUUUCAUUUGCAAGGCGAGUAUGUGUAGGAUCUGAUGGUGUGUAGAUUUAAUUAUUUUAUUGUAUAUUUUGGAGUUGAAUAAUUUUAUUUCUUAUAGUAAUCCUAAUCGUAGUUUUAAAAUUAAAAAAAAAAGCUUCUCUUGAUAAAAUUUAUUUUUCAACUAGUCAUUUGUUGAGAGGAUCAUUUGCGCAGAAUUAAUGAAAAUUCAAUGGAAAAGUUGCAAAAUUCAAAUCAAGAAAAGAAAUAAUUCCGGUGGAAGAUCCACGUCAGUAUCUAAAGUAAAAAACUAUGUGAUUGACAAUAUCAACGAAAACAUUUCAAUAAUCUUUUUUCUUUUUACUAAUCUAAGAUAUAAAAAUAAACUAAAGCAAAUGUUAGAAUAGAAUUAGAAAUUUAUUGAGAGAUGCUUGAUUUAUUCUUACAAUUAGAAGUUUUUCUCAGGACAACUUAGCUUUUUUCGCAUCAUAUAUAAUAUAGGAAAUAAUGUACUGCAAGUACGAAUGUUUUAAUUAGAAUUUUGAAUGAAAAAUAAAUUUUAAUUAUGUUUCAAAGUUCACUAAAUAUUUAUUUUUAUAUUAGAGAUGUUCUUAUAGAAUUUUAGAAUUUAGUUAUUUUAAAAUAUAUUUUAUAAUUUUAUUUUUGGGAAAUAUUUUUAAAGAUGUAAAUAAAGGGAAUUUUCUUUAAAAA
Molecule: messenger RNA, 1960 nt
Organism: Lutzomyia longipalpis
Lineage: Eukaryota; Metazoa; Arthropoda; Insecta; Diptera; Psychodidae
Gene: qm
Product: terpene synthase
Exons: 4
Coding region: 271-1218 (315 amino acids)
Biological process (GO): isoprenoid biosynthetic process
Molecular function (GO): prenyltransferase activity
Source: RefSeq, a predicted model, not a curated record